CGGGCGCCCUGCCUCGCGGUGUGCCGGCGGGAGCAGUCUCGGGGUACCGCGGCCUGCCGGGGAGGAGUCGCCCGGGUCGCGUCGCCCAAGACAGUCCCGCCAUCAGGCCAUAUUUACCGAGGUCUUGGAGCGAUAUUGAGCCAUUGGAGGGGAUUCAUUGCGUAAAUGGCUGGGAUAAUACAUCGCUGAUGGGACAAUGACGCCCUGUAUUGGCUGUAGAUUUGCUCCAUUUCAUCCGAAAAUCAAUGACUUCGCCGCCCAUUCUUGUUAGGCAACCGCGACAAUAUCAUUUUGGGGAUGCCGACACACUGACUCCAGCGGCUGCCGGGGGCCGCCACGCGCUGGGGCGGCGGCCCCCGGCGCUGCCCCGGCCCGGCGCACGGGGGACACGCCUCCUUCCCCCUAAGGAAAGGAGGAACACAGAAAUAAUCGCAAUGAGCAGCGAUAAACAGCUCGGCGGGGCAUGGCGGCCAGGCGGGGUCAUCGUACACUGAGGUUAGGAAGAGAUUCCCUUGUUUCCCCCAACCACGGCGAUCACUCCCCUCAUUAGCGGGCGGGCGGCCAAUGGCGGCGCGGCGCGGCCCCGCCCACCAAUCAGCGGGCGGCGGCGGCGGCCUGUGCGUCUGCGCCACAAGUUUUGAGUGGCCGCCUUCCGUGUUUGCACAUGGAAAGGAGGCAAUGAUUUGAUAAGGGAAGACCAUAUUGGGUUUGUACCAUCUGAUUCUGGUAAUAGAGGCCGGAGCCACGCGCGAGGGAGGUGGUGGGCCUAGUGUGAGGGUGUCAGUGUGGUGCAAGUGUCCCGCGUGGCCAGGCGACCCGCUACUCACCCUCCACCUCCCGCUGCCACGUCGGCCCUGGAGUGUGACGCCGCCGCCGCCGCUCCUGCCGCUGCCGCUGCCGCAGCCGCCGCCGCCGCCGCUGCCGCCGCCGCUGCUGCUGCCGCCCGCCGCCCGUCUCCUGCAGGAUACUUGGCGUCACCCUCAAACAUGAAUUUCGGAUCCAGUAUGUUCUGCUACCACUGCCCCCCCAGCCUUCACCCCGGCACUUUCCCUGGGUUGGCUCACCCUUUCUCCCUUCCAGACACCAGCUACAGUUACCACCCAGACCUCCAUGAUGAAACCUUCGUCAGGAGGAAGCAGAGGCGUAACAGGACCACUUUCACCCUUCAGCAGCUGGAGGAGCUCGAAAACGCCUUCACGCAGACGCACUACCCCGACGUCUUCACCCGCGAGGAGCUGGCCAUGAAGAUCAACCUGACGGAGGCGCGAGUGCAGGUGUGGUUUCAGAACAGACGCGCCAAGUGGAGGAAGAGCGAGAGACUGAAGGAGGACCAGAGGAAGAGGGAGGCUGUGGAGGGUGACACCAACUCACAGGCCAAGAGCGAGAACGCCCAGGACGAUGACACCGCCCCUGGAACCACCCUCGAAGUCUCCUCACCACACUCACCACACUCCACACCUUCAUCCCGCCCACAGACACCAAUAUCCACACCCACCCACACCGACUACCCCGCCCACUCCCCACUCCCCCACACUUCCCCAGCCCCGGCCGCCUCCCCACCCCUGGAACCUGACCAGUCCGCAUCGCCCUUGAGUUACGACCACACCCCCUACGAGGAGAGGUCAGAGGGGCGCGACCUGAAGGAGGAACCGGAGGCGAAGGAAGAGGAGGGUGUCCGAGAGAGGUCAUCCGCUACGCCGCCCAAGCCUGCCUCGCCGAAGAGUGAAGAACGCCGGACGGAAGGGGCGGCCUCUCCCUCGAGCUCCGCCCCCCUCGGUGACGUCACCCCCACGUCACACAUCUCCCCGCCAAUCAUCCGGCCGCCUGUUUCCCUCGCCAGCGGGGUGGGCGGCGCCAUGGGCGGCGCCAGCUUCUCGCCGCAUCUCUUCCCGUCGCUCAUAGACAGUCGGUUCCGGCCCUUGAUAGAGCGCACGCCGGGGCUGUUCUUCCCGCCGCAUCUCCCGGGACCCCUCGCCUCGCACCUCUUCCCCCAUCUCAAAGGCUUCCCCGGGCUGUGUUCCUGCUGCCCGAUCAAGCCUCCGACCUUCAGCCCACUCUCCUCCCUCGCCUCCACCUCCCUCGCCAACCCUCUCUCCUCCCUCACAAGCCAGAGUCCCUCCCUUGCCUCCCUCGCCGGGCAGACUCCCUCCCUCGCCUCCCUCGCCUCCCAAACCCCAUCCCUCGCCUCCCUCGCCAGCCAGACGCCGCUCUCCUCCCUCACAAGUGAUCCGAGGAGUUCCAGCGUGGCGGAGCUCCGGAGGAAGGCACAGGAGCACAGCGCGGCGGUCCUGCAGAGCCUCCACGCGGCCUCCCUCCACAACCUCCAGCAGUCUCUCCACCAGUCCUCCGCCCUGAACAUCGAGAACCUCCUGAAGAAUGAGUCCCCGGUUCCUGGAUCAGAACGGGACGCAUCGCAGUAAUGUUCCUGUAUGCUCUGCGUCUACCAGCUCCUCUCCACUCCUCCUCCUCCUCCUCUUCUUCCUCCUGUCCUCUCUCCAGUAGCUACAGAAGGUUACAGAUGUAUAUACUCAUAGCCUGACGUCGUGUUAUAUUCCAUUACGUGAUUCCUUUGAGUCUUGUCGAUUCCCCCACGUCGAAGUAAGGUCUGCCCGAAUGUCUUUUUCUUUGGUCUCUCUCUCUCUCGCUCUCUGUUGGCCUCUACCCGCUUCAGUGGUGGAAUGCAUGGCGUGUGAUAGUCCCCCCUUCCUUCUCGUCCUCUUCCUCCUCCUCAUCCUUCUCUUAAUCAUGUGACAUACUAUAUAGUUUUGAGAGGCGCCUCCUUCUCCGCCGCCCGCCCUACACUCAUGCUCUUCGUUGUUAGCGUGUGAGUACUCCUCCUCCUCCUCCUUUUCCUUCUUUUCCUCUUCCUUUUCACUGAGUCGUAUCUAUUAGUCCUUUUCCUCUUCCUCUUCGUUUUCCUAUUCUUAUCUUCCAUUCCUAAUAUCCCCUUCUUUCUUCUCCUUCUCUAACGCUUCCUCCCUUUCUUCCUCCUCUUCCUCCUCUGUUAGCCCGAGUCGUAUCAAUCAAUCCUCCUCCUCCUUUUCGUCAACCUACUUUUCUUAUUAACUCAACCUUAUUUCUCCUACGGAACACGGCUGAACACUCUCCCUUAAAACCUACCGCUGGAAGUAACGUUGAGUAUGGUGGAGAAACACAAACAAGUAUAUCAUAGCUUCCCCUAAUACUUCAUACCGACGUGCUCUAUUGCGCUGCUAGAUGACGGACAAUUCGCUCUACCCAAUAGGACAAUGCUUCACGGAAAUUGACACGUUAGUUUAUCCUGCGACUUCGCUUGGUUCUGUUUAUUUCUGUUUAUUUGUACGCGUUUGCUUUGGGGUAAGAAUCGCAACCUAUCAUUGAUGGGUUGCGUGAAGGGGGGCCGAGGGACGCUCCUGAAGCUCGUGGGUGUGGUGUGGAGCGAGUGGGAUGAAAAGAUGAUAAUGUAAUACUGUUCUUCACGUGGGAUGAGAGACUUGGUGAUGAACGGAAGAGGGAAGAAAGGAAAGAAGAACGGAAGGGGAGGAGAGGAAAGAAGAACGGAAGGGUAGGAAAGGAAAGAAGACUGACAAUGUAGACUAAUAAAGGAAAUACAACAUGCUAGGUAAGAGAAAUGGGAGAUGAGAGUUGCUGCUAUCCCUCCCCUUCACCCCCCCGCGCCCCCCUUACUCCCCCCUUCCCAGCCAGAGUGAAAAAUUAACCUGACCAAUAAAUUGAUAUCCCAUUCAGUUCACGAGGAAAAGACUUGAUAGUUAUGUGUCCAGCGUGUUCUUUUCCCUUAUUUCACUUUUCCUAUUUUCCUUCUCUCCUCCUUCCCUUCCUCCUCUUCCCCUCUCCCUGUUUUUCUCUCUUCUUUUCCCUUUCUCCCUCCUCCUCCUUCCCCUUCUUUCCCUUUCUUUCAGCUUCCCUGUUUUCCACUGUCCUCUCUUCUUUCCUCCUUUCCUCCCUCUCCUCUUAAUUUCCUCUCCUCUCCUCUCUGUUUUCCUUUCUUUUUCUCCCUCCAUCCUUUCUCCUUUCCCGUCCCUCCCCUUAUUUCCCCUCCUCCCUCUCUUCCAUCCUUCCCAUUCCAUAUCUUCCUCAUGCCUCUCCGCUCAUCCCUUCCUACUCCUCCUCCUCCUCCUCCUCCUCCUCCUCCUCCUCUUCCUCCUACUCCUCCUUUCCUCUCCUUCCCAUCCUCUUCAGUAUCGGAGGAGCCUCAAUCCCUUAUCAGUUAAGCAGAAGAAGAAUCCGAGUAAUGAUCUAGUCCCUGAUUCUAUUUAUUACUAAGUCUGUUGUUUUUUGAGUGAGACAAAUUCUAUACAUCUUUAUAAAUAACCUAUGGAUACUAGAGCCUAUAGUUGUGUCUGUAUAGUAGUGUAAUGACGCUGUAUAUGUGUGUGUGUGUGUGUGUGUGUGUGUGUGUGUGUGUGUGACUGUUUACCGUUCACAUCCCACGUUCAUAAGUAGCUAGAGAGACGCACACACACACACACACACACACACACACACACACACACACACACACACUCACUGGUCUCUUCCCAACCUCCUCUUUUGUCCAUACCAUUAGCAUACAGUCCGGUCCUUUCUGCUACACACACACACACACACACACACACACACACACACACACACACACUAUCAUGCACGGAGAAAAUAAUAAAAGCGUGUAUAGACAAAAUUUAACAUAAUGUAGCAGCGGGAAAUGUUAUCAUGCACAGAAGACUCAGAAAAUGUUGUUAUUCCGUAUCUUUUUAUUUUUUUAUUUAUCUAUUUAUUAUUUUACUUGAUUUAUUUGUUUAUUUAUGUUUAUUUUGGGGGCUUGUUAAAUCAUUUUCUUGGCUUUUUUUUUCAUUUAUCUAUUUUUUAUCUCAUUUCAUUUUCCUAUUCAUCUAUUUUCUUUUUUUCAUCAUUUUUUUUUUUCAGUAUUUUUCGCUUGCUUGUUCUAUCACUGUCUUGUCCCAAAUUUCCCGAGACCAUUCCGCGGAGUCUGGGUCUGGACUUAACGGUUUUACACGGUCUAUAAUCUUCGUAAUUUAUAUUCACGAUUAUACUUUCCAAGCGGCGUGUGUGUGUGUCUGUGUCUAUGUGUGUGUGUGUGUGUGUGUGUGUGUGUGUGUGUGUGUGGUGUGCGGCGAGGCGAUGCACUCCACCACACACACACAUUUAAGAGAAGCAAGCGUUGGAUCAGCCUUCCCAGACUUUCCCAACCCUUGCCAAGCCUUUUCGAGCCUUGGCAAGCAGUGGUUAAAAUGGUUUCCUUACACAGAAGUCAUAAGCCCUUGUUCUUAAACGUAUCGGCACUCCAGAUCUCUUGUUUAAAAAGCCUCACGUAGAAGUCUCUUGGAAUUUCACUGGGCUGCCUUGUGAUCCUAGUGAUAGUUUUAACCUGACUUCUGUAUUUUGAACGGGAUUAACACCCAUGAAAACCCGGUUAAUCCCUGCACUUUGAACAGGAAAAGCACCCAAGAAUACCCGGUAAAUCUUCUCUGUGAUCUUGGAAAAUAGUCGUAUGCAGUGGGGGACCGAAGAAUAUGGACCUAUACAACUAUCAUUAUCAUUAUUACUACUACUACUACUACUACUAUUACUACUACUACUACUGUAUUUUGAAACCCGAGCACCCAAGAGGACCCGGUUAAUCCUCUCCUCUGUGGCCUUGAAAAAUAAUCGUAACUGGAGCCCGAUACGUUUAAGAAUGAAGACCUCUAUAGCUACUCACAUCCAAGUCUAGUUUUGUUACAUGAAUUUGCUCUUUGUAUUAUUCAGCACUUCGUAAUCGGCCUAGUUAAUGCAUACGUACUCUGUUUGAAGUGUUUCUCAUUUAUCGCAUCCAUAUUUUCCUUGUUAUUAUUAUUGUUGUUGGUCAUGAAUUUCCUUUACGAUUGGGAAUAAUUUGUUUGUUUGUUCAUUUGACAGUUUCGAAUCUAAAUCACCGUGUGUGUGUGUGUGUGUGUGUGUGUGUGUGUGUGUGUGUGUGUGUGUGUGUGUGUGUGUGUGUGUGUGUGUGUGUGUGUGUUAUUUUGUUUUCUAUUCCUUGUUUAGAUAUGAGAAGAUUAUGAUACGAGUGCGCGCGUGUGUGUGUGUGUGUGUGUGUGUGCGUAUAACAACAGAUAGCUACUUCUAGUCAUGUACGUAUUAAAGACACCGUUGCUUCAUGUACGUCUUUUAUAACACACACACACACACACACACACACAGAACCCCCCCCCCCUCGUGAGUACAUUAGCCGUAGCAUCCCAACAGAGCGUACACACACACGCACACACAUACACACACAGUCUCUAUGUAGAUAUUGUCCUAUGUGCGUGAGAUUUACGAGCACAAAUACGCUCAUGUACGCAGCAAGCAUCCUAUGUACGCUUCCCCCAUACAUACAUACAUACAUACAUACAUACAUAAAUACAUACAUACAUACAUACAUACAUGCACACUCAAGGCAAUCGUCUCACAUUGAUAUUCGUACACAUGUAAAUUUCACGCACACAAAUAACUACUCAUACAUGUGCACUAAUCCACGUUACGCACCUCUGUAAAUACACACACGCGCACACACACACACACACAC
This is a messenger RNA of Eriocheir sinensis (Chinese mitten crab), 6544 nucleotides long. Its product is annotated as dorsal root ganglia homeobox protein-like. Gene Ontology annotation, biological process: regulation of transcription by RNA polymerase II. The transcript has 9 exons. Bases 987 to 2420 code for a protein of 477 amino acids. Gene Ontology annotation, molecular function: DNA-binding transcription factor activity, RNA polymerase II-specific; RNA polymerase II transcription regulatory region sequence-specific DNA binding. Lineage: Eukaryota; Metazoa; Arthropoda; Malacostraca; Decapoda; Varunidae. The record is from RefSeq and is a predicted model, not a curated record.